Closterium sp. NIES-65 is the source of this 663-nucleotide messenger RNA. The record is from the annotation of a GenBank genome assembly. NCBI's taxonomy places the organism in Eukaryota, Viridiplantae, Streptophyta, Zygnematophyceae, Desmidiales, Closteriaceae.
AUGAGAGUCACGGGGCACCUCAGCCAGUUACUGCACGAGGGGGGGGAGGUGGGUCAGCCCAUGUCCACUAUGCGCACCAUCAUAGGGUCGCUGUGCUUUGUGGCACGCGACUUUGAGGUGGCCAUGAGGGGCGAGGAGAGGGGGGCGCGGGGCACGUGUGAGGUGCUAGAGGAGGGCGCCUUCACUCUCGCCAGGGAGCGCUUCCUCGCCCCUGAAGUGCUCUUUCAACCUCAACUCUGCCGCAUUGGCUGCGGGGGUAUACAGCUGACAGUGGCGCAAUGCAUAUUGGAGUGUGUAAAAUGGGUGAAGGCGUUUUUGAAGGCCAGGCACAGCUACGCGAGAGGCGCAGCGGCUGCAGAGGUGGGGGAGAUGGCGGAGGAGUGGGGAGGAGCACCUGGGGAGGGGCGUGGGGGUGAGGGUGCCACGAGGGAAAAGGGAAGUGGGGAAGGGGCAGCAGGGGCGGGUGGGGGGGUGUGGGGGCGAGUGCCUGCGCCGCUGGCAAGUGAGGAUGUGGCGGAGGCGAUCGGCACCGUGGUGGUGGCGGGGGGCACGUCUGCGCUGCCAGGGAUAGCAGAGCGGCUGCAUCUGGAGCUGCAGCAGCUGCUCCCACCGCCCUUCACCGGCCGACUCUCUGUGAAGGCAGUGGGGCCGUAUGGCGCAUGA